UCGCGGCUCCGAGUCUCCCGCGAGCAAGAAGAGCUCGACCUCCGUAGCAUCGGCUUCCACUGGGGCAACCAGAGCGUAUACGACCGCUCCUUCUGCCUACACGCAGUCCCCCGCGUAUGCAACUGCCUCGCCCGCCCACGCCUCUGCGUCGCCAGCAUUCGCGACCUCCUCGCCCGCCUAUGGCGCAACACCUGCGUAUUCAGCGCAGGGCCCGCUGCCGCCCGGAUCGAUGCAAGGCGGACCGGUCCUCCCAGCUAUUUCGGAGCUCCAUCGCCAUCCGGAUCCAGCGCAACACGCGCAGUUCCGCCCCCUCUACUCCGGACCGCCUGUUCCUCCUCCUAUUCCCCAGGGACCGCCUGGCCCGAAUGGAUCUCCCCCCUCGCAGAUUGCCAAUGUCAAAAGAGCCGCUUCGCAGACGCCGAUGCCUGACGAGAGCCCUGCCAAGAAGCAGUCAAAAUGGACUCCGGAAGAGGACAACCUCACCAUUGAACUCCGAGGUCAAGGCAUGAAGUGGGACGAUAUCGCGAAGCGACUACCCGGACGGAGCUCCAUUUCGUGUCGUCUGCGCUAUCAAAACUACUUGGAGAAGAGGGCUGUGUGGGACGAAGAGAAAAAGAACAAGCUCGCAAGGCUUUACGCUCGAUUCAAGGACCAAAUGUGGCAGAAAGUGGCUACGGAGAUGGGCAUACCAUGGCGUUCGGCUGAGUCGAUGCACUGGCAACUUGGGGAACAAGAAAUGAGCGCUCGCGCAAACGCUCCCGUCUUCCAACUCCAUCCCUCCGCGACUGGGCUCAGCUCACCACCGUCAGUGCCUGCGGUGCCUGCGCCAGCACCGCAUGGAUUUACGCCUACCAAUGCGCCUCAACUGGUUCCGCAUCCACCGCCUCCUCCGCCCGCUCUUCCACAGCAGCACCAACCAGGACCGCCUCCCCCUCCAGGCCCAAUUCAUUCGUAUCACCAGCGCUCGGAGAGUGCCACGAGCCAGGGCCGCCGGAGGAAUAGCUCGUUCAGUCGGCGCCGAAUAGCAAGCUCAAGAUCCAGUGUACCACCGCAGCUCGGCCCAACGCUUCCGCAGAUACAGCCCCAAUCCGAGGCGGAUCUUAUCAGCGGAGCAAGGACGGCGCCCGCCCCCGAAACCCAUUCUGGUGUCAAGAGGUUGGGCGAGGGGGACGCAGGAGGAUUGGGCGAGCCGUUCAUGAAGAGGAGACGGGAGGAAGAAGGUGGCGGAGCUUUGCGGCCUGGAGUGGAGACGAGAAGCGAGGGAGGAAGGAGCCCCGAUCGGGCGUCGCAGCGCAGUGGAACUGGAAGUGUCAAGAGUGCAAAGAGAGGAGAUCCAGACGAGCCAGAGCAACCCGCCAACGAGCCUCCUCCCUCUGCCACCUGAGCGAGCGAUCGCGC
This is a messenger RNA of Trematosphaeria pertusa, 1398 nucleotides long. RefSeq lists its product as uncharacterized. Gene Ontology annotation, biological process: regulation of DNA-templated transcription. The coding region runs from base 230 to 1384 and encodes 384 amino acids. Gene Ontology annotation, molecular function: RNA polymerase II cis-regulatory region sequence-specific DNA binding; DNA-binding transcription factor activity, RNA polymerase II-specific. The record is from RefSeq and is a predicted model, not a curated record. Gene Ontology annotation, cellular component: nucleus. Lineage: Eukaryota; Fungi; Ascomycota; Dothideomycetes; Pleosporales; Trematosphaeriaceae. The transcript is spliced from 2 exons.